AUGGCAGAACUGCUACCAACCAACACCAGAAUCAUGUGGUCGUGGCAGUCAAAUUCAGAUCCCUGGAAUGAACAACAGACGAAAGGAUGGCAACGUUAUUCGGAUUUAGAAAUUGAUUUGAUCGAACGAGAAUAUCAGAAUAACGAGAAAAUGGUUGAAUUAGGAAAUUAUAUUAUUGAUUUUAUGCAGAUGUAUCAAUUUAGAAAAGGAUGA
This is a messenger RNA of Didymodactylos carnosus, 213 nucleotides long. The record is from the annotation of a GenBank genome assembly. Lineage: Eukaryota; Metazoa; Rotifera; Eurotatoria; Philodinida; Philodinidae.